Messenger RNA from Gaeumannomyces tritici R3-111a-1, 1017 nucleotides. RefSeq lists its product as hypothetical. The record is from RefSeq and is a predicted model, not a curated record. The coding region runs from base 1 to 1017 and encodes 338 amino acids. NCBI's taxonomy places the organism in Eukaryota, Fungi, Ascomycota, Sordariomycetes, Magnaporthales, Magnaporthaceae. The transcript has 3 exons.
AUGAACCUGAAUGUUUUCCAGACCACAACAACGCCACCCGCUCCAACUGAGGCAGCAAACCAUCAAGCAGCCAUCACGCAAGCACUCGCAGCUACUCUCAAGCACUCGCAGCUAUUCUCAAGCUCGCGCGGUUAUUCUCAGGCACUGCAAGCAGCGCAGAAAAUCAUGCCGCACGCAACAGGAAUGGAACCAUCGGCGCCACCGGUGCCAACUGACCUUGGCCAGACCCAGCCCGUCUCACAUCCAUUUGUCUUCAGACCUCUCUCCAUAGUCUACAACCUUGGUCGAAAGGCGGUAAGCAACUAUCUAUCUCUCGCACCCAAGGCCUACCGCGAUGUCGUCGGCGGACCUCGUAUUGCCGUCAUCGGCGCCGGCCUCACUGGAGUUACCGCAGCCGCGUACCUCCUCGGCUACGGCUUCAACGUUGUCAUCUUCGAGCAGAGCCCGAAGGCCAACAUGGGCGGCAUUUGGACUAGAAGCAUCGGUCUCGACCGGCUGCGCGAGCAGCUGGCGGACGAAAGCCUCCGGCCGCCGCCCAUGAUGCCGCCGCCAGAGUCGCGCGGCCACGUCGAGCUCAUCGGGCCCGGCGAGACCCGCGAGCUGGCCACGCGCGUCGGGUCGAGGGCCUGGCGCGCCCUCCGCGGCACGACCGACGCGCCUCCUAGGGCCCCUCCCAGCUCUCCCAUCAUUUGCGGUUACAAGCACGAAAUAACCCACGAGAAGGCGACCCAGGUCUCGCUGGGCCUGUUCCAGGGCUUGUCUGUCACUAGAGGGGAGCGGCAGCAGCAGCUCAACCCGCAGCAAGGCGGUACUGUGAUGGGCAGCCAGGCCUUCGGCGGAGUCGGCUGUGCAAUGCUGCAGCCUUACUCGGACAUGAACGCGUCCGCUCCAACCGGAGUGGCCGUCGCUGCUGAGUGCCAGCAGCAAGUCUGCGAGCGACAGCAGGAGGAUACAGUCACUUUUCACGCGUGGAGCGUUGGGAAUUCGGAAGGCAUGUUUUGUAUCUCUUUUUCAUGA